AUGGCAACGAUCGAAACUGGAACGGGAGACGGAACAGGACGAAGCAGAACUUUCAUCAGACGUACCACAUCAACUGCAGGCAUGUACAGGGAUACCACUACGACUUUUGCAACGACCGAAACCGAAACAGGAGACGGAACAGGAAGAAGUCGAAUGGUUACAAGCACGAGCAAGGCAAUGACGAGCAUUGUGGUCAGCACGUUCACAGCUACGACAUGCCCAGAAGUCACUACGAGUGAUGCUGCAGGCAACGUAACGACGACAAUUACCACAACCUUUACCAUAACGUGCCCCGUGGCCCCGACGGUUAUCACGUCGUGUGGGCAAGAAUUUACCAUUGAUUCUCCGGGCACAAAAGUCUUGGUGGCUACCUUGACGAAGAUUGUCUGCAAGGACUGCGUCCGAGAAACGGCAGGGCAGAGGCCGCAGGGGAAGGGUACCGCCAGCAGACCACCAUGCCCGACCUGCACCCCCCGGAGGGCACACGAGCCAUAUGGGCAAGAGGACGAGUCCGACGAGGUGGCGGCAGGUUUUGGGGCGGCGUCUACGUCGGGACGCGUGGGCCAUCAGGGCGCCGACGAGGUGGUGACGGCUGCGGCGGUCACGACUCGGCGAUGCCCGUGGGUCCUUGCCACCGUCGCGAUGCUUCUGUUUUCCGUCCGCUUGUUCUAA
Molecule: messenger RNA, 672 nt
Organism: Drechmeria coniospora
Lineage: Eukaryota; Fungi; Ascomycota; Sordariomycetes; Hypocreales; Ophiocordycipitaceae
Exons: 1
Coding region: 1-672 (223 amino acids)
Source: RefSeq, a predicted model, not a curated record